AUGGAGUCCCCGGUCCAGAUCUUUCGCGGGGAGCCGGGCCCCACCUGCUCCGCGAGCACCUGCCUGCUCCCCAACGGCAGCGGCUGGCUGCCCGGCUGGGCCGAGACGGAAGGCAACCACAGCGGCGGCUCCGAGGGCGCGCAGCUCGAGUCCGCGCACAUCUCUCCCGCCAUCCCCGUCAUCAUCACGGCUGUCUACUCCGUGGUGUUCGUCGUGGGCUUGGUGGGCAACUCCCUGGUCAUGUUCGUGAUCAUCCGAUACACAAAGAUGAAGACAGCAACCAACAUUUAUAUAUUUAACCUGGCGUUGGCGGAUGCUUUAGUUACUACAACCAUGCCCUUCCAGAGCACGGUCUAUCUGAUGAAUUCCUGGCCAUUUGGGGAUGUGCUGUGCAAGAUAGUCAUUUCCAUUGAUUAUUAUAACAUGUUUACCAGCAUAUUCACCUUGACCAUGAUGAGUGUGGACCGAUACAUUGCUGUGUGCCAUCCUGUCAAGGCUUUAGACUUUCGCACACCCAUGAAGGCAAAGAUCAUCAACAUCUGUAUUUGGCUCUUAUCGUCAUCUGUUGGCAUAUCUGCAAUAGUUCUUGGAGGGACCAAAGUCAGGGAAGAUGUGGAUGUCAUCGAGUGCUCCUUGCAAUUCCCAGAUGAUGAUUACUCCUGGUGGGACCUCUUCAUGAAGAUCUGUGUCUUCAUCUUUGCCUUUGUGAUCCCUGUCCUCAUCAUCAUCAUCUGCUACACCCUGAUGAUCCUACGUUUGAAGAGUGUCCGACUCCUUUCUGGCUCCCGAGAGAAAGAUCGCAACCUUCGUCGGAUCACCAGGCUGGUCCUUGUGGUGGUGGCAGUCUUUAUCAUCUGUUGGACACCCAUUCACAUUUUCAUCCUUGUGGAAGCUCUGGGGAAUGCCUCUCACAGCACAGCUGCCCUCUCCAGCUAUUACUUCUGCAUUGCCUUGGGUUACACCAACAGCAGUCUGAACCCCAUUCUCUAUGCCUUUCUUGAUGAAAACUUCAAGCGGUGUUUCAGGGACUUCUGCUUUCCAAUUAAGAUGAGGAUGGAGCGACAGAGCACUAGUAGAGUCAGAAAUACAGUUCAGGAUCCUGCUUACAUGAGGGAUGUUGAUGGGCUAAAUAAACCAGUAUGA
Molecule: messenger RNA, 1143 nt
Organism: Canis lupus familiaris (dog)
Lineage: Eukaryota; Metazoa; Chordata; Mammalia; Carnivora; Canidae
Gene: OPRK1
Product: opioid receptor kappa 1
Biological process (GO): sensory perception of pain; neuropeptide signaling pathway; G protein-coupled opioid receptor signaling pathway
Cellular component (GO): neuron projection; membrane
Molecular function (GO): neuropeptide binding; dynorphin receptor activity
Source: RefSeq, marked provisional